GGCCACAGUCACAACCUUCUUGCGCGGCUUCGGCUUCGGCCGCUCCGGCGGUGCGGGCUCCUGUUCCUCCCAGCUCCGCAGGUGCUCUGGAAUCACUGUCAGGAUUGCAUCGAGCGGCGCGGCACCCAAACUGUGCUUACUCUGAGCACCCAUCGUAUCGAAGCUAACUAUCCUCUUCCAAUGCGGCUUUCCCCGAAUCCAUUUCCAACUCCGAGUCGCUCGAGUCCGAAUCAGCUUCAUCUGCUCCAGAUAGAGUGGCGAUCGCUCGCGGUGGGGAAGGCGAUUUGUCCGUACUACUCGGCAGGUGUUUAACAAUUGUUGCGCACCGCUGCCGUGAAUAAUUCAGCGGCGGAAACAUUCUCUGACUUGAUCUCAGCAAAAAAGCCCACCGGCUUACGGUCCCAUAAUACCGUAGCAACCCAAGUUGAGACCAGGAUCUUCAAAACUGAUCAUUCACAAACUGUAUGGCAAACUGUAGCUCAUCCAUGCUGCAAUAAGCCUUACGUAUCUUAAGCGACGCCCCGAAACACUUGUAGAGCCGCGAAAAGUGCUAGAGUGUAGAAAUAUUCAUAUUUUAUUUGGCCGGACACAAGCCUGAUGGCAUCACUCACAGGCCAAAU
This is a messenger RNA of Mycena citricolor, 620 nucleotides long. The record is from the annotation of a GenBank genome assembly. NCBI's taxonomy places the organism in Eukaryota, Fungi, Basidiomycota, Agaricomycetes, Agaricales, Mycenaceae.